AUGCCCAACGGCGGAGGAAGAUCCAACAGAUGUGCUCCAACACUUUUGCAAUGGACCUUCAGGACGCAAGGGUGGCCGACCCGUAUUAAGGAAAAAGGAAACAAUCGAGAAGCAGAGGCGGACUUGACACUGAAACCCAAGUCGGAUGACAGCAAGGACCAUCCAAGUGUCCUAGAGGGAGGACCGCCUGCAGCCCAGGAUGGGGCAGCACGUCUAGCGUGCAGCAGCAGCAACCGCGAGGGAAUCCAGGGUAGGAAAUGCAAUCAGGAUGGCCAACGAGCGAGAGGGGAAAAAGAAACACUGAAGUCGCAAAUUGAGAUGAAAAAGGACGGCGAUGAUGAGGAUCUACUGGGCUUGCCGUUUCAGGGGGUGAAAGAUUAA
Messenger RNA from Aspergillus niger, 381 nucleotides. RefSeq lists its product as hypothetical. The transcript is spliced from 4 exons. Bases 1 to 381 code for a protein of 126 amino acids. The record is from RefSeq and is a predicted model, not a curated record. Lineage: Eukaryota; Fungi; Ascomycota; Eurotiomycetes; Eurotiales; Aspergillaceae.